This is a messenger RNA of Naumovozyma dairenensis CBS 421, 546 nucleotides long. It is a transcript of the gene ALB1, whose product is annotated as Alb1p. The coding region runs from base 1 to 546 and encodes 181 amino acids. The record is from RefSeq and is a predicted model, not a curated record. The transcript has a single exon. NCBI's taxonomy places the organism in Eukaryota, Fungi, Ascomycota, Saccharomycetes, Saccharomycetales, Saccharomycetaceae.
AUGCCUUCAAAGAACUCCAUUAACAGACCAAAAUUGACAGUGAACUUACAUCGUAAGGCUCAAAAAGCUGGUAAGAAGAGAGCUGCCCGUGAAAGAGCAGGUCAUUACAAGCCAGCUAGAUCUGCUGAUGCUUCUAAGUCGGGGGAGAUUAAGUCUGUUGCUUUGGAUUUAUAUUUCAAUGACAAGGAUAAGACAGGACAAGCUUCCACUAAUACUAGUACUCUUGCUUCUGGGAAUGGGAGCGUCACUACGAAGACACUUUCGAAAAAAAGAGCUAAGAAGAUUGAAAGAAGUUUGAGAUAUGCAGAACAAAGGAAAUUACUUAUAGAUUUACAAGCUAAAUUGGAAAAUGGAAAUGAUGAUACUGCUAUGGAUGUUGAUGGUGGUGAAGUUGUGAAAAGAGUUAGAGAAAAUAAGAAGGAGAAAAGUGCGUUGACUCAAAUGAAAGAAGCUCUUUGGAAUGUUCUUGAUGAUGCUUCAUCGAGUCAAGGUUUAGUUAUUGGUAGUGGUCAAGGCACUACUCUUGGAGGUCCAUUUUUCCCAUAA